CUUCGAAGUGAGAUCGAUUCUAUCUAUAUAGUCAAUAUGCACUGCUCUGCUAUCGCCUUGGGCCUGCUAGCCACCUUGGCCGUCAGUGCGCCCAUCCAAGACGCCAGUGUUGCCAAGCGGGGCGAGGAUCUGGGUAUCUACCGGGAUGUUGACCUGUACCUCGACUCAGUGGAGAAGCGGGACGAGCAGCUCUAUCCCAUCCGGGUCUAUAAGACGGUUGAGAAGCGGGGCGAUGACAUGGUCCACGCGGACGCUGUGCACGAGCUGAACACCGCCGAGAAGCGCGCGGAGGAGAUCAUUUACCGCGAUCCCUUCGAGAUUCUCACCACUCGGGAGAAGCGGGACGAGCAGCUCUAUCCAAUCCGGGUCUACGAGACGGUGGAGAAGCGGGGCGAUGACAUGGUCUACGCGGACACUGUGCACGAGCUGAACACGGCCGAGAAGCGCGGAGAGGAGAUCAUCUACCGCGACCCUUUUGAGAUCCUCACCACGCGGGAGAAGCGGGACGAGGAUGGGACUCUCUACCGGGACGCCAAGCUGCUCUUGACUAGCGUCGAGAAGCGUGAUGGCGAGAUCAUCUACUACGAUGCCAAGCUCAUUCUGACCAGUGCUGAGUAGUGUGUGGGCCCAUCUCGAG
Molecule: messenger RNA, 637 nt
Organism: Aspergillus ibericus CBS 121593
Lineage: Eukaryota; Fungi; Ascomycota; Eurotiomycetes; Eurotiales; Aspergillaceae
Exons: 2
Coding region: 37-618 (193 amino acids)
Source: RefSeq, a predicted model, not a curated record